Molecule: messenger RNA, 1762 nt
Organism: Ceratitis capitata (Mediterranean fruit fly)
Lineage: Eukaryota; Metazoa; Arthropoda; Insecta; Diptera; Tephritidae
Product: heat shock 70 kDa protein 14
Exons: 1
Coding region: 106-1650 (514 amino acids)
Biological process (GO): protein folding
Cellular component (GO): cytosol; nucleus
Molecular function (GO): ATP binding; ATP-dependent protein folding chaperone
Source: RefSeq, a predicted model, not a curated record
GCUAAUUAUAAAAAAUUAAUUUUUGAGAACACGCGCACGAUCGACAGUGAGCCAUUUGUAAUUGUAACUUUACUUGGAUUGUUAGUGAUUUUGUUUUGAAAAGAAAUGUGGCCAAGGUUCGGAAUUAAAAUUGGCAAUAGCACAUUAUGUAUUGCGCAUGUAAAAGCAGAUGGUAAACCAGAAGUUAUUGCAAAUAAGCAAGGCGAUCGUAACUCGCAGGCUUGCCUUUUGUGGGAUGGCGCGGAAGAAAUUGAAUGUGGUUUGACGGCGAAGCAGAAAAUGGCCACACGGCCAAAGCAAGCAGUUGCUAAUAGUUUCCAGCUUCUUGCGCCUCAAGAUUUAGACGAGCAAAGACUAGCUGCAGCAAUAAAGGAACUACCGUGUGAUUACGAUAUUCUCAGUCAUACUUUUCGACUAAAAUGUCAAAUACAAGAUGACAAAAGCGAUGAAUUGAAGGACAAUAUACACGAAUUGACUCCCUUCGAUGUGCAAGUAAAGUUAUUCCGCGCAGAAUUGGAAUUGGCACGUCAAUAUCAUAAUGACCCUGAAAAAGAGCCCAUCGUUGUAAUCUCUAUACCGACUUACUAUCCAAAAUCUGCCUGGCCCGAGUUAGCUCGAGCUGCCAAAGACGCAGGCUUUCAUGUAGCACAAAUUGUCUCCGAACCCACCGCUGCAAUACUUGCUUAUGGGAUUGGCGAACAGGACGCUGAGGAAAACACCGAUAGUAGCAGCAAAACAAAGUAUGUUCUUACCAUAAAGUGUGGCGGUUUGAAUAGUCACUUUGCAUUAUAUUCAGUGAGGGAUGGACUAUAUACACAAUUAGAUGCAUAUGGGCCAUAUGCAAUUGGUGGUCAACAUUUUACCGACGCCUUAACGCAAUUCAUUUGCGAGGAGUUUAAGCGAAAAUAUAAAUUAGAUCCACAUGAAAGCCGCCGUUCUUUGGCAAAAAUACGUAAUGCAGCCACCAACUGUAAGCAUAUAUUAACAACUCUUCCCUCAACGCAAAUCUACAUUGAUUCAUUAAUGGAUGGUGUUGAUUUCAAUGCUCAAAUGUCAAGAGCUCGUUUUGAAAGUCUUAUUCAACCGGUGAUUAAUAAUUUUAUGCAAACGCUAAAUGAAUGCGUUGAACGUGCGUCUUUAGAACACAGCGAGGUAAAAAAAAUCAACUCAAUUGUAUUACUGGGAGCAACGAUGCGUAUACCAAAACUUCAGACAGCUGUAGCAGCACGAUUUCCAGAAGCUCAAUUGCAUUCGAGCAUAUCAGCUGAUGAGGUUGUUGCUAUAGGAUGUGCAAGGCAAUCAACUUUCCUUCAUGCACCCCAUGAACAAGAACUAUUAUCCACAGAAGGACGGAUAUACGUAGAAGAGGAUCUUUUUAUUUGGCACGGUAAUGAUGAAGCGAACGCCCAAGUCUUGAUUGAAAAAGGCACAUCACUACCACGCAAAGUUAUGCUUGACCUGAAGCAAAAUAAUGAAUCUGAAUGCGAUAGCGUCAUCCGGGUACGUGCUGGUAACAAGGUUAAUGAAGUUUCAUUACCUGGUUUGUCACCAUCUGAUGAUGGCAUGUAUCGUAUUGAAGCAGACAUUGAUUGUAAACAAGUAGGAUCCGAAGCUAUUCAAACGCCACGAUUGCGGAUACGUGUACUCUAAGGAGUAACGUUGAUACUUAGCAAUUAUUCUUACUAAACUUUGUGUAGCCUAUUACUUACAAUAACUUUAUUUACAUUAAAAUGUUUAUUGUUAAUAAACAUAUUAUAAAAAA